Ochotona princeps (American pika) is the source of this 7445-nucleotide messenger RNA. RefSeq names its product translocated promoter region, nuclear basket protein (gene TPR). The record is from RefSeq and is a predicted model, not a curated record. Lineage: Eukaryota; Metazoa; Chordata; Mammalia; Lagomorpha; Ochotonidae. The transcript has 51 exons. Gene Ontology annotation, biological process: mRNA export from nucleus; protein import into nucleus. Gene Ontology annotation, cellular component: nuclear pore. The coding region runs from base 223 to 7308 and encodes 2361 amino acids. Gene Ontology annotation, molecular function: structural constituent of nuclear pore.
GGGUGCCCCGCUGCCGGCGGCUGCGUGCGCAGCUCAGGGCGUCCGCGCCGCUGCCGAGCGCUCUCUUCCCCAGGGUCCCGGCGCGCCAGCCCGCGGCGCACGGAGCAGGCGGCCGCGUCCGGAGGGGCCGGAGGGGCCGGCGAGGCCGGCGGAGCCAGCGGAGCCAGCGGGGCAGGCGAGGCCAGCGGGGCAGGCGGGCCGUCGGCGCUGCGCUCGGCCGCCAUGGCGGCGGUGCUGCAGCAGGUCCUGGAGCGCGCCGAGCUCAGCAAGCUGCCCAAGGCCGUGCAGGGCAAGCUGGAGAAGUUCCUGGCCGACCAGCAGUCCGAGAUCGACGGGCUCAAGGGGCGGCACGAGAAGUUCAAGGUGGAGAGCGAACAACAGUACUUCGAGGUAGAGAAGAGGCUGUCCCACAGCCAGGAGCGGCUGGUGAAUGAAUCUCGCGCGUGCCAGGGCUUGCGGGCCGAGCUGGAGAAGCUGCACAAUCAGGUGAAGGUCCUAACGGAGCAGAACAGAGAGCUUCAGAGCGCUCAGGACCGCACCAGCGCCGUGCAGAACCAACUUACAAGAACAAAGGAGGAAUUAGAAGCUGAGAAAAGAGACUUAGUUAGAACCAAUGAAAGAUUAUCCCAAGAACUUGAAUAUUUAACAGAGGAUGUUAAACGUCUGAGUGAAAAGCUGAAAGAAAGCAAUACAACAAAGGGUGAACUUCAGUUAAAACUGGAUGAGCUGCAAGCUUCUGAUGUUUCUGUUAAGUAUCGAGAAAAACGCUUGGAACAAGAAAAAGAAUUACUACAUAGUCAGAAUACGUGGCUGAAUGCAGAGCUGAAAACCAAAACUGAUGAGCUUCUGGCUCUUGGAAGAGAGAAAGGGAAUGAGAUCCUGGAACUCAAGUGUAACCUGGAGAAUAAAAAGGAGGAGGUGUCCCGCCUGGAGGAGCAGAUGAAUGGUUUGAAGACCUCCAAUGAGCAUCUGCAGAAGCACGUGGAGGAUCUGUUGACGAAAUCCAAAGAGGCUAAGGAACAGCAAGCCAGCAUGGAAGAGAAAUUCCACAGUGAAUUAAAUGCUCACAUCAAACUGUCUAACUUGUAUAAGAGUGCUGCUGACGACUCAGAAGCAAAGAGCAGUGAACUAACCCGUGCCGUAGAUGAGCUACACAAACUCCUGAAAGAGGCGGGAGAAGCCAACAAAGCAGUACAAGAUCAUCUUCUGGAGGUAGAGCAGUCUAAAGAGCGAAUGGAGAAAGAAAUGCGUGAGAAAAUUGGAAAACUGGAGAAAGAAUUAGAAAAUGCAAAUGACCUCCUAUCUGCCACAAAGCGCAAAGGCGCUGUCCUGUCCGAGGAGGAGCUGGUGGCCAUGUCUCCCACUGCAGCAGCAGUAGCCAAGAUCGUGAAGCCUGGCAUGAAGUUAACCGAGCUGUAUAACGCGUACGUGGAAGCCCAGGACCAGCUGCUGUUAGAGAAACUGGAGAACAAAAGAAUUAAUAAAUAUCUGGAUGAAAUUGUGAAGGAAGUUGAAGCCAAAGCUCCCAUCCUGAAACGCCAGCGUGAGGAGUAUGAGCGUGCGCAGAAAGCUGUGGCCAGUCUGUCCGUGAAACUCGAGCAAGCCAUGAAGGAGAUGCAGCGCUUGCAGGAGGACGCGGACAAAGCCCGCAAGCGCUCCUCCGUGCUUGAACGAGACAACCAGAGGCUGGAGGUGCAAGCCAAGGAUCUCUCCCAGCAGAUUAGAGUACUUUUGAUGGAACUUGAAGAAGCACGGGGUAACCAUGUGAUUCGUGACGAAGAGGUGAGCUCCGCCGACAUCAGCAGUUCGUCUGAGGUGAUAUCCCAGCACCUCGUGUCCUACAGAAACAUCGAAGAGCUCCAGCAGCAAAAUCAGCGUCUCUUGGUGGCUCUUCGGGAACUUGGGGAGACCAGAGAGAGAGAGGAACAAGAAACGACCUCAUCCAAGAUCUCGGAACUUCAGCUGCAGCUGGAGAGCUCCCUCACGGAACUGGAGCAGCUCCGCGAGUCCCGACAGCAUCAGAUGCAGCUGGUGGAUUCCAUCGUUCGUCAGCGCGACAUGUACCGUAUUUUGUUGUCACAAACAACAGGAGUUGUCAUUCCCUUACAAGCAUCCAAUUUGGAAGACAUUUCUCUUGUGUCAACCCCAAAACGGCCAGGCACAUCACAGACUGCUUCCACUCCUGCUCCAGUACCUGUGAUUGAAUCGACAGAGGCUGUGGAAGCCAAGGCUGCGCUCAGACAGUUGCAGGAAAUUUUUGAGAACUAUAAAAAAGAAAAAGCAGAUAAUGAGAAAGUACAGAAUGAACAGCUUGAGAAACUUCAAGAACAAGUCACAGAUUUACGAUCACAAAACACCAAAGUUUCUACACAACUAGAUUUCGCAUCUAAGCGUUAUGAAAUGCUACAAGACAACGUUGAAGGAUAUCGUCGAGAAAUAACUUCCCUUCAUGAGAGGAACCAGAAACUGACAGCGACAACCCAAAAACAGGAACAGAUCAUCAACACGAUGACUCAGGACCUGAGAGGAGCAAACGAGAAGCUGGCGGUGGCGGAAGUAAGAGCUGAAAAUUUGAAGAAAGAAAAGGAAAUGCUCAAAUUAUCAGAAGUUCGGCUUUCCCAGCAAAGAGAGUCUCUGUUGGCUGAGCAGAGAGGGCAAAACCUGCUGCUGACUAACCUGCAGACAAUUCAGGGAAUACUGGAACGAUCUGAAACAGAGACCAAGCAGAGGCUUGGUAACCAGGUAGAGAAGCUGGAGCAGGAGGUCUUGCAUCUGAAGAAGAAGCUGGAGAACGAGGCGGAGCAGAAGCGCACUGUGACCAGGGCCCUGGAUGUUCAACUUUCAGAUGCAAAGAGACAGCUGGAUACUGAGAUAAACCUUCAUGCGAACUCGAAAGAGCUGUUAAAAAAUGCUCAAAAGGAAGUUGCUGCGUUGAAACAGCACCUCAGUAACAUGGAAGUCCAGCUUGCAUCUCAGUCCUCACAGAGAACUGGGAAAGGUCAGCCUGGUGAGAAGGAAGAUGAGGGUGACCUUGUCAGUCAGCUGAGGCAGGCGGAAGAGCAGGUGAAUGACCUGAGGGAGAGACUCAGGACAAGUACCAGCAACGUGGAGCAGUAUCGAGCAAUGGUUACCAGUUUAGAAGAAUCCCUGAACAAGGAGAAACAGGUGACAGAAGAAGUACGUAAAAACAUUGAAGUUCGUUUAAAAGAAUCAGCUGAGUUUCAGACACAGUUGGAAAAGAAGUUGAUGGAAGUAGAGAAGGAAAAACAAGAACUUCAGGAUGAGAAGAGAAGAGCCGUAGAGAGCAUGGAACAGCAGUUAUCUGAGUUGAAGAAGACACUUUCUAGCGUGCAGAAUGAAGUCCAGGAGGCUCUGCAGAGAGCAAGCACAGCUCUGAGCAACGAGCAGCAAGCCCGGCGGGACUGCCAGCAGCAGGCUAAGAUGGCGGUGGAGGCCCAGAACAAGUACGAGCGGGAGCUGAUGCUGCAUGCCGCAGAUGUGGAAGCCCUGCACGCCGCCAAGCAGCAGGUUUCCCAAAUGGCCGCCGUCCGUCAGCAUUUGGAACAAACAGCCCAGAAGGCAGAAUCCCAGUUGUUGGAGUGUAAAGCAUCUUGGGAAGAAAGAGAGAGGAUGCUAAAGGAUGAAGUUUCUAAGUGUGUGUCUCGCUGUGAAGAUCUAGAGAAACAAAACCGGUUACUUCAUGAUCAGAUUGAAAACUUAAGUGACAAGGUCGUGGCCUCCAUGAAGGAGGGUGUGCAAGGCCCACUGAAUUUCUCUCUCAGUGAGGAAGGGAAAUCACAGGAACAAAUUUUAGAAAUUCUCAGAUUUAUACGAAGAGAAAAAGAAAUCGCUGAAACGAGGUUUGAGGUGGCUCAGGUGGAGAGUCUGCGUUAUCGACAGAGAGUUGAACUUCUAGAGAGAGAGCUGCAGGAAGUGCAGGACAGUCUGAAUACGGAAAGGGAGAAGGUCCAGGUGACUGCAAAAACUAUGGCUCAGCAUGAAGAACUGAUGAAGAAAACAGAGACAAUGAAUGUCGUUAUGGAGACCAACAAGAUGCUGAGAGAGGAGAAGGAGAGGCUGGAGCAGGAACUGCAGCAAAUGCAAGCAAAGGUGCGCAAGCUGGAGCUGGACAUCCUGCCCCUGCAGGAAGCGAAUGCUGAGCUCAGUGAGAAAAGCGGCAUGUUGCAAGCAGAGAAGAAGUUGCUAGAAGAGGAUGUCAAACGGUGGAAAGCGCGUAACCAGCAUCUGGUAAAUCAGCAGAAAGAUCCAGAUACAGAGGAAUAUCGAAAGCUCCUUUCUGAGAAGGAAGUCCAUACGAAGCGGAUUCAGCAGUUGACUGAGGAGGUUGGCCGACUGAAGGCUGAGGUUGCCAGAUCAAAUGCGUCCUUGACUAACAACCAGAAUUUAAUCCAAAGUCUGAAGGAAGAAUUAAAUAAAGUAAAAACUGAAAAAGAAACCAUCCAGAAGGAUUUAGAUGCCAAAAUAAUUGAUAUCCAAGAAAAGGUCAAAACUAUUACUCAAGUCAAGAAGAUUGGACGCAGAUACAAGACUCAGUAUGAAGAACUCAAAGCCCAGCAGGAUAAGGCCGUGGAGACGUCAGCUCAGUCUUCCGGAGACCAUCAGGAGCAGCAGGUCUCAGUGCAGGAGAUGCAGGAGCUCAAGGAAGCCCUCAGCCACGCUGAGGCCAAGGCCAAGUCCCUGGAGAGUCAAGUAGAGACUCUGCAGAAGACGUUGUCGGAGAAGGAGACGGAGGCGAGAAGUGUGCAGGAGCAGACGGCACAGCUGCAGUCGGAGCUAGCACGGCUGCGCCAGGACCUGCAGGAGCGGGCCACGCAGGAGGAGCAGCUGCGGCAGCAGAUCACCGAGAAGGAGGAGAAGACCAGGAAGGCCAUUGUGGCAGCCAAGUCCAAGAUUGCACACUUGGCUGGUGUGAAAGAUCAGCUAACUAAAGAAAACGAGGAACUUAAACAAAGGAAUGGAGCCUUAGAUCAACAGAAGGAUGAACUGGAUGUGCGCAUGACUGCCUUGAAGUCCCAGUACGAAGGUCGGAUCAGCCGGCUGGAGAGGGAGCUCCGAGAGCAGCAGGAACGGCACCUUGAGCAGAGGGAUGAGCCCCAGGAGCCUGCCAGCAAGGUCCCAGAGCAGCAGAGGCAGAUCACGUUGAAAACCACCCCAGCUUCUGGGGAAAGGGGGAUUGCCAGCACUUCAGACCCACCAACAGCCAAUAUUAAGCCGACUCCCGUUGUGUCUACUCCAAGUAAAGUAACAGCUGCAGCGAUGGCUGGCAGUAAGUCAACACCCAGGGCGAGCAUCCGCCCAAUGGUCACACCUGCAGCGGUCACAAACCCCACAACCACCCCGACGGCCACAGUGAUGCCCACCACACAGGUGGAAUCGCAGGAAGCUAUGCAGUCCGAAGGGCCUGUGGAGCAUGUCCCAGUGUUUGGAAGCACUAGUGGAUCUGUCCGUUCUACAAGUCCUAAUGUCCAGCCUUCCAUCUCUCAGCCCAUCCUGACUGUUCAGCAGCAGACACAGGCCACGGCUUUUGUGCAGCCCACCCAGCAGAGUCAUGCUCAGAUUGAGCCUGCAAAUCAGGAGCUCUCCCCCAGCAUAGUGGAGCUCGUUCAGAGUUCACCGGUCGAGCGGCCUUCUACCUCCACAGCAGUGUUUGGGACUGUUUCAGCCACUCCAAGUUCUUCUUUGCCAAAACGCACACGAGAGGAAGAGGAAGAGAAUACCAUAGAAGCCUCGGAGCAAGUCUCUGAGGACACAGUGGAGAUGCCUCUUCCCAAGAAGCUGAAGAGUGUGACCCCCGUGGGAACUGAGGAAGAAGUUGUGGCAGAGGAAAGUACCGACGGAGAGGCAGAGCCGCCAGCCUACAACCAGGACUCUCAGGAUUCCAUUGGAGAGGGAGUCACCCAGGGAGAUUACACGCCUGUGGAGGACAGUGAAGAGACCUCACAGUCUCUGCAGAUGGCCCUGGGGCCCCUGCAGUCCGACCAGCAGACAACGGCUUCGUCCCAGGAUGGCCAGGGCAAAGGGGAUGAUGUCAUUGUGAUUGACAGUGAUGAUGAAGAGGAGGAAGAGGAUGAAAGUGACGGGGAGCAUGAGGAUUAUGAAGAAGACGAAGAAGAUGAUGAUGAAGACGAGGAUGACACGGGGAUGGGAGACGAGGGUGAAGACAGUAACGAGGGCACUGGCAGUGCAGAUGGUAACGACGGCUAUGAAGCCGACGAGGCCGAGGGUGGUGAGGGGACCGAUCCAGGCACGGAAACAGAAGAAAGUAUGGGUGGAGGAGAGAGUAACCAGAGAGCUGCCGAUUCGCAAAAUGGCGGUGAUGGAAGCACGGGGCCGGCGGAGUCUUUGUCCCAGGAGAUUUCCAGAGACCAGCAGCCGUCGUCAGCAUCUGAAAGACAAGCCCCUCGAGCGCCCCAGUCCCCAAGGCGCCCACCGCACCCGCUACCCCCUCGGCUGACCAUUCAUGCGCCGCCACAGGAGCUUGGCCCACCAGUGCAGAGAGUUCAGAUGGCACGGCGGCAGUCUGUCGGGCGCGGGCUUCAGCUGACUCCAGGGAUAGGCGGCACGCAGCACUUCUUCGAUGACGAAGACAGAACAGUCCCAAGUACUCCAACUCUCGUGGUGCCACAUCGCACUGACGGGUUUGCGGAGGCCAUCCAUUCCCCCCAGGUUGCUGGUGUUCCCCGGUUCCGGUUUGGGCCACCUGAAGAUAUGCCACAGACCAGUUCUAGUCACUCCGAUCUUGGCCAGCUCGCUUCUCAAGGAGGUCUGGGGAUGUAUGAGACCCCCCUCUUCCUGGCUCACGAAGAGGAGUCAGGUGGCCGGAGCGUUCCCACUACUCCUCUGCAAGUGGCCGCCCCUGUGACUGUGUUUACUGAAAGUGCCACGUCGGAUGCCUCCGAGCACGCCUCGCAGUCCGUUCCCAUGGUGACCACAUCCACUGGCGCUUUAUCCACCACAAAUGACGCUGCUGCGGGGGAUGAUGGAGAUGAAGUGUUUGUGGAGGCAGAGUCUGAAGGUAUUAGUUCAGAAGCCGGCCUGGAAAUUGACAGCCAGCAAGAAGAAGAGUCUGUGCAGGCCUCCGAGGAGUCGGAUCUGCCCUCCACCAGCCAGGAGCCUCCCUCCAGCUCCUCCGCAGACACCAGCAGCAGUCAACCAAAGCCUUUCCGAAGGGUGAGACUUCAGACAACACUAAGACAAGGUGUGCGUGGACGUCAGUUUAACAGACAAAGAGGUUUGAGCCAUGCAAUGGGAGGAAGAGGAGGACUCAAUAGAGGAAAUAUUAAUUAAAUGGUGUGUAAACUCUGUGAAUAAGAUCAUCGAAUUUGUUCAGUGUAAUAAUUGUCAAGUCGAAGAACAUGUUUAUAUUUAAAUUAGUAUGCUUGUCUCAACAUGCUUUAUUAAUAAAAUGUAUUUCAGUGUCAAAA